Molecule: messenger RNA, 966 nt
Organism: Anopheles nili
Lineage: Eukaryota; Metazoa; Arthropoda; Insecta; Diptera; Culicidae
Product: regucalcin-like
Exons: 4
Coding region: 1-942 (313 amino acids)
Biological process (GO): L-ascorbic acid biosynthetic process
Molecular function (GO): calcium ion binding; gluconolactonase activity
Source: RefSeq, a predicted model, not a curated record
AUGGCGGACGUGAAGGUCACAGUUGUUCCGGGACCUCUGCUACAGCUCGGUGAAGGUCCCCACUGGGACGUGGACUCGCAAAGUCUGUACUACGUGUGCAUUCUUAGCAGCACGCUGCACCGGUACGACUGGCGUGAGAGCAAAACGUAUUCUGCCUCGAUCGAGGGCAGCACGUACGCUUCGUUCGUUAUCCCUGUGAAAGGCCACCCUGGACAGUUUGUGGUCGGAAGUGGCACCCAGCUGCUGGUAGUGACCUGGGAUGGUCGUGCCCCAGUGGCCAAGGUCAAGCAGGUGUUGGCAGACCUUGGAACUGAUGCAGCGGACCAUCGCUUUAACGAUGGCAAAGCGGACGCACAGGGACGACUGUACGCCGGUACGAUGCUGGCGGAGGACUCGCGGAACCACUUCGAGAUGGAUGAUGGCAAGUUGUACCGCUUCGAUGCGCCGCGUGGCCAAAUGGUACCGCUCAAGAGCAAGGUACACAUCUCGAACGGGCUGACGUGGAGUGCACGCACCGGUCGGUUUUACUUCAUCGAUUCGUUUGCGUUCGACGUGAAGGAGUACGCGGUGGAUGCCGAUGGGAACUUGGGUGCGGAGACGGUGUUGAUAAGGCUGAAGGAUGACGAAGCAGCUACCGAGUUCAUUGCGGACGGUAUGACCAGCGAUGCCGAGGGUGAUCUGUACGUGGCCGUGUUUGCGGGUUCGAAAAUAAUCAAAAUCAAUCCAGAGACAUCCCAAGUGGUCCAAGAGAUCCCGCUACCCGUCGCCCAGGUGACCUCGGUCGCCUUCGGAGGUCCCAACCUGGAUGUCCUGUUCGCCACGACAGCUUCCAAGGAGCUAUCCGUCGCGCAAGGACCUCCGGCUGGAGCUCUUCUUCAGAUCACUGGCCUCAACACCCGUGGCACUCCGAUGCAUGAAGUUGUCCUGCCAGAUGCCUCCUAAUUUCCACCUCUCUCUCUCUCUCUC